Molecule: messenger RNA, 3712 nt
Organism: Musa acuminata AAA Group (dessert banana)
Lineage: Eukaryota; Viridiplantae; Streptophyta; Magnoliopsida; Zingiberales; Musaceae
Product: putative wall-associated receptor kinase-like 16
Exons: 4
Coding region: 1664-3505 (613 amino acids)
Biological process (GO): cell surface receptor signaling pathway; protein phosphorylation
Cellular component (GO): plasma membrane
Molecular function (GO): protein serine/threonine kinase activity; ATP binding; calcium ion binding
Source: RefSeq, a predicted model, not a curated record
CUACAAGUCUAGUCAACUUUGUUGAUUGGCUUGCCAUCUCCAUCUGCAAGCGUGGUUAGUUAUAACUCCAGCAAUUGUUUCGAGCACAUCUUCUAUAUCAACGACCUAACUCCCUAUUGCAGGUGUCCAUGAUAGAGCAACAACCAGAGACGCGAAGGAAUCCCGCUUUAUCGAACAGGACUGAGGCAGCUGGAAGAGGGAAACGUUAGAGAGAGAGAGAGAGAGAGAGAGAGAGGAUGGGGUGGGUGGAACUGUUGCUGCUGCUUCUGACAUUGUGUUCAAUAAGUUUAACAAAUGUAGAAAGCGCAUCGACAAAGGAACCUUUCACUUUACCUUCCAAUUGCACAAAAAGAUGCGGUAAUAUCAGCAUCGAGUACCCUUUCGGGAUAGGCAAUGGUUGUUAUCGUCCGGGCUUUAAUCUUACUUGCACGUACAACACCACCAAACCUCCGAGGCUUUUCUUGGGUGAUGGAAAAAUGGAGGUCACGAACAUCAAUUUGGAUACUGGAAUUGUGCACGUUAAAACACCCAUUGUCACCAUGGAUGUGGAUGUGGAAUCCAUUAAUAUUCCGUUCAUUGAUGUUGAGAAUUGGCCUUACACUUUCAAAUCACUGGACUUAGAACGACGUUAUAUAGGAAGAGGUGGUUUUGCAGAUAAGAGAUUUUAUGUGUCUGGUUGUAACACCGUUGCCCAUCUAGUGGAUUCCGCUACCAAUAGGACUAUUGAUGCUUGCACAACUAUAUGUACUUCCGGUGGAAAUAGAAACUGCACACUUGACCUCUCUGGUUGGAAUAGUACUUUACUGAGGAUUCAAUUAACUCGAUUUCACACCCAAUUGUUUAAUGCAUCGAGCAUCAAAGUCUUUUUAUACGAUGCAAGGAAUGUUACGAAAGACGAUCUCAAAAGAAUAGUGAAGGGAAGGAGCACGAACGUGGAGGCUGCUCUAUCAUGAUACAUCCAAGACUAUCCUACGUGUGAAGAGGCUCGUAAGAAUACGACGACUUACGCUUGCCUUAGCCUCAAUAGUGCUUGCUAUGACGUCACUAAAUAUUAUUACUCCACUGAUUAUAAUUUUGGGUACUUAUGUCGAUGCUCGUUUAAUUAUCAAGGCAAUCCAUACCUACCAAAUGGCUGUCAAGGUAAUAUUCCUCCUUAUCUCUCUUUGUAUGAGUUCAAUUUGAAAAACAAGAUUUGCAAUAGAAGUGAUUAAAUAUAGUACACGCAUGAUAAGUUUAAAUAUUCUUCGUGGUUCUCUGUUAUGCCUGAUAAUGGUUUCUUUUUUUGACGGUCAAACCGGUAAAAGAGAUGUUUACUUGUGUAGACAUCCAUCUCACUAUUAAAUAAGACUCUUACAUAGUAAAAGAGUCUAAAUCAUGUAACGGCUUGAGUCGCAUGCUCAUUAGAUAAUUAAAUGGUACAAUAUGCAUUAGAUACCAAGGCCAUUUGCCUUAUUCAUCCCCACAAUAACACAGGAGAAAGUCUUGCCGCCGUAUCUACAAUCCUACGGCUUCCGGAUUUUAUGAUCGCUACUCACUUAUUCUCAAAGCUUGGCUUACAAUUCUUAGUUUUUACAUAUAAGUCAAUCGCAAAGCUUCUUUUGGCCAUCCAUAAAAGAAAAACAUGGUAAGCUUAUGACAACUUCCAUUGCUGACCUGCUUGAUCAUGUCAACAGAUACAAAUUUUACUCUAUAUCAAAUGAAUGAUUGUCCAUCAAAAUGUGGGACUGUUAACAUUCCUUUUCCAUUCGGGCUAAAGAAAGGGUGUUACAGAGAUGGGGCAUUUGCUCUAACGUGCUACGACACAUCAAGUCCUCCCACUCUCCUCUUCCGAGAGUAUUACAGAGUGCACAGUAUAUCGUUGGAGAAAGGACAAAUAGAAAUUGAGUAUGAACAUACUGAAACGACACCUUUCAACUACGUUGACGAGCUGCCUAUUGUUAGUUGGGUCAUUGAGGGUCAGCGUUGCAAGGAUGCUCAAAGCAAUAGGACCAUGUUUGCAUGUGUCGAUGAACACAGCUCAUGUUUGGACAUUAACACCACAACAAGCGAUGGUCAAGAUUUCUGGGGGUACCGUUGCAAUUGCUCCAAAGGUUACGAAGGAAAUCCAUACCUUCCUAAUGGAUGCACAGAUAUCGAUGAGUGUAAAUUCCCCAACAAAUACUUCUGCUAUGGAACUUGUAUUAACACGAACGGCAGUUAUAGUUGCACGUGCCCACCUGGGUCGUCCGGUGAUCCUACUCAAAAAGCCUGUAUCCCUGGCAAAAAGCAUACUCUUGUAUUGGGUGUCAUCAUCGGCGUAAGUAAUGGCGCGGGCUUAUUGCUCUUGAGUACGAGUUUGAUUAUCCUAAGGACGAAAUGGAAGAAAAGAAAACAAAAGAGAAUAAGAAAAAAACACUUCCGUCAGAAUCAUGGUUUACUGCUACAACAACUCAUCUCUUCCCAUGAAGAUGUUGCUGAAAGAACAAAGAUAUUUCCUCUGGAAGAGAUAGAAAAGGCAACCAAUAAUUUUGAUGAAACUCGAGUGCUCGGUCGCGGAGGACACGGAACAGUUUACAAAGGGAUUCUGUCGGAUCAACGCGUGGUCGCCAUAAAAAAGUCAAAAAUUGUGAAGAAGAGCGAGAUAGAUCAAUUCGUCAAUGAGGUUGCAAUUCUUUCUCAAAUUAAUCACAGAAACGUGGUAAAGCUUUUUGGAUGCUGCUUGGAGACCGAAGUGCCCUUAUUGAUCUAUGAAUUUAUCUCAAACGGAGCUCUUUCGGACCAUCUCCAUACUUCAGAUGGUAGUUCUGCAUUGUCAUGGGAAGCUCGUCUGAGGAUCGCUGCAGAAACCGCAGGAGCACUUGCUUAUUUGCACUCGGCUGCUUCAAUAUCUAUUUUACACAGGGAUGUAAAGUCAUCGAAUAUUCUCUUGGAUGAUCACUUCACAGCAAAAGUAUCAGAUUUUGGAGCUUCAAGAUUUAUUCCACUUGAUCAAACUCAUAUAGUCACCGGUAUUCAAGGAACCUUUGGAUACUUGGAUCCAGAGUAUUAUCAAACAAGUCAAUUGACAGAGAAGAGCGAUGUUUAUAGCUUUGGGGUCAUUCUUCUGGAGCUUUUAACAGGAAAGAAACCUAUUUUCUCCAUCGAACAUGAGAAUAAACAGAACCUAUCAAUGUAUUUUCUCCAAGCACUAAAAGACAAACGCUACUUUGAUCUUGUGGAAGAUCGUGUUAUGAAAGAAGGGACUAAACAAGAGCUUAUGGAAAUUAUUCAACUAGUAGCAAUGUGCUUGAAGUUUAAAGGAAGCGAAAGGCCUACGAUGAAAGAAGUGGAGUAUAAACUACAAAGCCUAAGAAGGAUUCGAAAGAAUGGAGGACGUCAUAUUUCAGAAGGUAACGAAGAAACUGAGUGCCUGCUGAGCGAUUCAUCUUAUACUUUCUCUGAUUCAAUGGACCAAGCAACCGAAGGGACAUCCAGGAAUUAUAGUUUAGAAAAAGAAUUUAUGUGGUCACAUUAUAACCCACGAUGAGUGUGUAUUGUACUAGUGUUUACAUUUGUAUGUAUUGACAACAUAACCUAGGUCAUUAUAUCAUGUAGUCAUCAUGUGGAACGUUAUGUACCCAAAUAACUAGUAUCUUAUAAACGCUCAUAUAUGUUAUCAGGUAUAUGUAUCUAAUCAUAUUAUGUACACAGCUUGUUUGCUUAAUGGCCCAGGUUAAUUUUUCUCUUGUUUGAA